ACGAGGGGAAGCCCCAGCACGGGGCUGAUGUGCCGGGGAAAGGGCCACGAGCUACAAAGCACAGCCUGACCCUUCCAGGACUGUGUGUUUGGGGGGAGACGUCACAGCUGUCCCCAGCACAGUUGCACCCCGGCCCCACAUCCUGCAUCCCAGCCAUGCUGGGACACCCCAGCUCCAUUCUACCCACCCUGGAGGUGCCGUGCCCCACCAGCACGGGCACGGCAGCCUGAGUGUGGGCUGAAGGCUGGCAGAGGUUUUGGCAGGGCUUCCAGCCGUGUUUCAGGCUCUGCCUUCUUCUGCUUUUCUUCCUGGCCGGCCCCGGUGGGCGCUGUGUCAUCGCCAGGGCUUUUGCCAAGCUGCCCCUUGGCCGGGGCCGGGCUCACCGUGGGACGCGGAGAGCGGCACCUUCUGGGAGUGUCCCAGGGCAGCGAGUCAAAACAAGAGGGUUUCAGGGCCGGCCAGGAAAAUCCCACCCAGCUGCGGCCCCGUGUCCCCGUGUCACCCGCGCGGGAGGGUUUUCUCCGCCAGGAAGCAGAGAGCACCUGCCCGGGCAGCUGCGGGGCUGCCGGGGAAUGCCCCGGCGGGGGAGACCCCCGAGCUCUGCCCCUGCCUGCAGGGAACCCCCGCGGUGCCGGGUCCGGCUCGGUGGAGGGGGAACCCCCGGCAUGCGGGGUUCUGACUCACCGAGGGAGGGGAACCCCCGGGGUCCGGCUCGGCUCGGGGAAACAUCUGAGCUCUCCAGACACGGAGAGGAGCCGCUGGGGCGCAGGGCCCGCCCCGGCACCGGGGAACCCCGGGGUGCGGGGUCUGCCCCGUCACAGGUGACCCCUCCCGCCCACGCUCCCGGGGCUCCCGGCCGCUUUCUGUCUGAGUCAGAGCGGCUCUUGCUGCCCGGCAGGAGCUUCCCCGGCUCAAGGAGGAGCAGGACGGGCUCCCACCGCCCCCACGGCCACUGCGAGCUGCGGGAACGAGCGGCUGUGCGCGGCUGCAGAUUGCGGGGGGACGGGAGCUGGCUGCCGGCUGCGAUUUCCAUAUCAGCGCCCUGCAGCCGCCUGCGCCAAAUAAACACAACAGCCCCACGGACAAAAGCUUUUUCCUCUUAUCAAAGCGACCAUGAGCUCCCAGCUCGGCUGGGCCACAGGGCUCAGGGAGACAUGGGCAGGGAAGAGGUGCCCUGAUGGCCCCAGCCCCGGG
This is a messenger RNA of Motacilla alba alba, 1194 nucleotides long. RefSeq lists its product as uncharacterized. Lineage: Eukaryota; Metazoa; Chordata; Aves; Passeriformes; Motacillidae. Bases 573 to 1178 code for a protein of 201 amino acids. The transcript is spliced from 3 exons. The record is from RefSeq and is a predicted model, not a curated record.